Messenger RNA from Mycena indigotica, 597 nucleotides. RefSeq lists its product as uncharacterized. The coding region runs from base 16 to 597 and encodes 193 amino acids. NCBI's taxonomy places the organism in Eukaryota, Fungi, Basidiomycota, Agaricomycetes, Agaricales, Mycenaceae. The transcript is spliced from 3 exons. The record is from RefSeq and is a predicted model, not a curated record.
UUUUACUCUCCCCUCAUGUCUUACGGCGCUUCUCUGCCCAUAUUGCACAAACAUAACUGCGAGGUAGUGCAGAGACACCUAACACGCACAAAUGCGACUGUCGUGCAGUACGAGAAGGGUUCAUGGACAGGGCUGCUUUUUGCAGCAGGCGCGUGGCAAACCCGUCUAGUGCAGAUGUCUUUGUAUUUGGGAACCUCCGCUCCCUACUCGGUGUAUGAUAUCGACGUUGUUCACUGGAUUUCUGCUGGCUGUCGCCCUAACGCCUCAUCCGUGAAUUGGGACAACAACUUCUACCAAUUCGACCGGUGGCCCCCACAAAACGACAUCCAGCUUCCUCGCGUCUUCACGGUGUUCUCUGCAACACAACCUCCCUACGAUUGGCACCCAGAAGACGUUAUAGAGCCUGAAAAUCGGUUUGUUAGCCGUGGCAUUGCUGAAGACAAUCGUAAAUGGUGGGGAAACAUUCUGGUGGUAUGCUUGGAGCACACAACCGGUGGCAUUGGAAAUAUCACAUUGGAGGACGAGCAAAUGUGUAAGGCACUGGUCAAGCAUGUAGUCAAUAAUCGACUGAAAGGAAGAGAGCCAUACGCUUGGUAA